CAACAAUAAAUAACUUUGAAAUUGUCACUAUCGGUUAGGAACUUUACUGAUUCAGCCGGGUCUUGAUGGCUCAAAGUGCAUGAGUGGGAGCGAGAACACUGAUGGUCCAACUGCUCACAUUGACGUAAAAUUUAACAUACCCUAUUCUAAAUGAAGAAAUGUGUAAACAAAGCCCAGCCUAGUCAGGAUGAAAGAGCGAAAACUCAAGACUAUCCCAGUUUCAGAGCCCUGAAAAUGCCCAACGCUCUGCAUCAUGGCUCACGACGUUUGCUCAAUUACUCGCAGUAUUACCAAAGAAAGUCUGAUCGAAGCGCACGUAAAGUAUCACAAACUAGGACUGACUGAGGAGGAGCUGCAAAAUGCAGCCCUCCCAAACAAGGCUGCUUUAAUGCGAUCUACCACCCUUCGAGUACUGCUUUAUUGUGGCUCACUAACGUUGCUCAUCUCACUACUCAUCGGCUAUGACGUUCUGAAUGUCCUCCUAGGGAUUCGCUGCAUUGUGCCCCACAACUACUUCACAUGGGAGGCCACUAGAGCCUUGUCUGACUGCACGUUUUGCUCAAAUGUAACUCAACCAAUCGAAUUUAACAAUGUGACGCGGGAGAUGUUCGAGGCAUACGCGUACUCUUCGCAGCCAAUUGUUGUUAGGCGGGCCUUUCUUCAUUGGCCAGCAAUGAAGAGAUUCAGCUGGCAGUUCUUCAAGGAACUGUACACUGGCAUUGAAAAGUCCGACGAUUCAGAGUGCCAAUUUUUGCACUUUAAGUCCGACUUUAUUUCGAUUCGGGACGUUUUUGCAAUGUCCAGUGCCAGAGUGAGCAACUUGCCUGGAGAGAAGAGCUGGUACGUUGGGUGGGGCAACUGCGAUCCUCUAAUCCUAGAGGAGAUGAGGAGGCACUAUCCAAAGCCCCAUUUCCUACCGGAGGACGCGGAAAUACCUUCGCAGGAGUACGUGUUUAUGGGCUACGAAGACGGGGCUACCAUGCACCUGGACUUCAUCAACCGCCUAAUGUGGCAAGCCCAACUUCAAGGCUCAAAAGUGUGGACUUUAAAGCCGCCUCCCGAGUGCCAAAGCCGUUGCCAGGCUCUGCAAUUUCUGGUGCAUCCAGGAGAUGCAGUUUUAGUUGACACCAGAGUCUGGUACCACGCCACAACCAUCCCAAACGGACAGUUCAGCCUGUCCAUCCAAUCAGAGUAUGGAUAAUGCUCUGUAGGUCGUCUGACCUAGUUCUAGUUAACCGCCAGUAGCCAAAGUCCCCAACCAUUUUAGUUUUUAAUUAUGUAGUUUUACCCGAGAGUUCUAGUCCGAUAUUACCAUGAGUUUUCGCAAUGUAGUAACGCGUUUUAGUGCCAUUUUUGCCAAUUUGUUGCCUGUACGAUUUGUUUUACAAAGAUAUAUUUACAAAAA
Dendroctonus ponderosae (mountain pine beetle) is the source of this 1405-nucleotide messenger RNA. RefSeq lists its product as uncharacterized. The record is from RefSeq and is a predicted model, not a curated record. NCBI's taxonomy places the organism in Eukaryota, Metazoa, Arthropoda, Insecta, Coleoptera, Curculionidae. The transcript has 4 exons. The coding region runs from base 254 to 1201 and encodes 315 amino acids.